CAGCUUUUGUGCAAUGGACAAGGGCAGUAAACGUGAUUUCCAAGUAAGUGUAUGAUCUUAUGAUCAUUUAACUUUCAUUUUGCUACUCUUUAAACACAGUGGUUCCCAAAAUGUUCCGAAAACUCGUGUGUACCUUGCAAAAGUAAGGCUAAUGUAUCUAUUUACGUGCACGAUUAGCUAUUUCGCAUGUAAAAUUGCGGGUGUUGUGCCUCACCAGAAGAUUAGACUGUGCGGCUUUUUUCAAUGUCGAAGAGCUCUGUUUGCGCUUUAAGGAAGAAGUCUUGUUUCUUGCUUUAUUUAUUGAAACUGUGCCUACUUAAGGCCUUUUGGUUUUGAAGUUCGACUAACUAGAAUUUGUCUGCCAUAUGCUGGUGAUUCUAGCACUAAGGGGUCCUUGAAUUUUCUAACCACCUAGAGCGGUCAGCACAUUUUACCCAAAUAUGAAUUCAUGAUCACUUAUACAGAGCCAGGCCAAGAGUUGUAGUAGUUGUCUCAAAAACAUGAGGGCAAAAGAGAGGGCCUAAAAAGGUUUAUCUCUGUUCGUUUGUGCGGCAUUAAAAGCACAAAUCAAUGACUUAAAUUACACUGACUCUUCCAAUGCGAAAGUCUACUAUGUCAUUUAAUAUACAUGCUUUUUCCCGAAAGAUCAGAUUGAAAUUAGUUUGUGUUUAUUUUCCAGAAUGCAAAGGGUGGAACUGCAAUUUAAACGCUUAAAAUUUGGAAUGUAUUCCGGGGUAACCUCAAUUUGUUGACAAACGUGAGUUGUACUGCGAACGAAACAAUUAUUGUUUGCUCUUUUUUCAAACAUGAUAAAACACUUUGCCAAGGAAAGCAAGAUAUAACCUUGCAGCUUUCUUUUAUUUCUCACAUUCGCUGAAAAAUGGAAAAAUAACCGCUGUAAAAGAUAGGAAGUUUGAUUGCCAGAAAAACGCAGUUACAUCAGAAAGUGAGUCAUUGAUUUUAAGGAAUAUAUAUUUCAUUUGCCUAUGUUUAUUUCUUCAGAUAGAAGACAGUUUGCACUGAAUCUGAAUUGCAAAUAUCCAGCGAUAUUUGGCUAGAGUUUCUAACACGUUUUAAUCAGUCAUUCGGUCGUCCAUGGAUACUGAAAAAAUCACCCACAGAGAGUCUUUUAAGGGAAAACAUAUCAUCAACAAAACUAAAGAGGGCGUUUCACUUUAUUACUUUACAAAACGAUGGGUAAAAUAGUGAAACUUUAGUCAAUCGUGUUCCUCAUUAAGUAAGCCGAAGUUGCAACGUAAUAAGAUAACAAAUCUUCAUUUGAAGUGACGUAUGUUCUCCUUUAAUGACAUAUUAAAGUACGAUUGACGGGCAUAUUUUCUCUUUUCUAGAAAAAACUCUCUACCUAUCUUUAGUAACAAUGUCUGAGACUCAACUGUCAUUUACAAGUGAAUUAUUAUAAAGAGAGUUGUUAUCCUUUACACGAAAGCUUAACUUUCUUCCAUUCUAAGGAAAAAUAAGCGGAAACAGGUGAACUAGUACCAGAAAGUGAUACUAAAUAAAUAGCUCAGUUUUAACCGGAUCGUAACUGCCUUGGUAAAGUUAAGGAAAUCAAAUGAAACUUUGAUUAUAUUUUUUGUCAUAUCCGUUUGGCCGGCAGUAUUUUUUGCUAAAACAAAAACAUGUAUCGUAUAGAAUAAACGCUUUUUCUAGAUUUUAAUGGUAGUAAAAUUUAGAAAAUGGUAUAAUGUCGACGUUCGCCAUGCGAGACGUUUCUUAAGCGCGAAAGCAAAAGGCAAAUAGUGCGUAAACAAGCGGAACGUUCGAACUUUUCCGUCGCUCCUUGAACUGACAUUCUUAAACUAAAAUUAACAGGCGUUCAAGACAGUGAAUAAUCAUUGCUUUUAGUUAAGUUUUUUACAAUAAACAAAAAAUUAUAUUUUGGUUUGCGACGGCUGAACAAUAACUUACUACAUGUACCUUCUCAGUCAGAGCAAAGGAACUGACUCAUUGAUUUUUAGAGUUAUAUGCAUGAUAUGCAAGGUCUGAAGUGGGUUCCACUGAAAAUCAGUCUUUCUACGCUUUAGUUCGCACUUUAGUUCACUUAUGCGGAAUGAAACUCGGUCAGUGAAAAUGUUCUCUUCUAUUCGAAAGACAAAAUAGCCGCUUUUAGUCAAAACACAUGCUAGAGGAAGAUAAGUUAAAUGUAUCCUUGAAUCAAUUUUACCGGCAAUAACAGGAAGUAAAUAAUUAUCACAUUACCCCCAAGUACGCUAAAAUGUACCCUUAAUACGACUUUAAAAAGUGAACUGAAGGGCUUCAUUUAUCCCGAACUACUUGCACUGUCAAAUUAAGAGGCAGCUAACUAAAAAGUAGACAUACUGCUAGCACUAGAAAACAGCCGACAUUUCGCGACGGCACCAUUGGUUUCCCCGCGAAAUGACGUCUGAGAAAUGAGCGCAGAAAUUCCAUACUGAUGACGCGUUACUACCCAGAUCUGGGUAGUGAUUCUGAUUGGUUGAAGCAAAUUUCACGAGCGGCACGACCAAUCAGAAGCACUACCCAGCUCUGGGUGGUGACGCGUCAUCAGUAUGGAAUUUCUGCGCCCGUUUCUCAGACGUCAUUUCGUGGGGAAAUGUCGGCUGUUUUCUCAGGCUAACAUACUGCGUAAAUAUUGAAUUCAUGGCUCAUUCAUGCCAAAUUAAAAGUCUACGAUAACUAGAGUUAGCAACUGAUAGAAGACGACAUAAGUUAAUUUAUACGUAUGAAACAGGUUACUUAAAGUGUCAAGGCAGUCCAGUCCAUUCUGUUUGUUUUUUUUUUCUUUACUCAGAUGUCAUCUUUUCCUUUUUUUCAGUGGCCGUAAAAUUAUCUUUGGUCUUAGCAGUAGUGGUCGGUGUAGCAUCGGCUCUAGCUGCCGCGUUGUUAGCCGUGCUGUGCAAGUGCUGUUGGGUAUGGUGGCGAUACCGCAGGUUGCAUCGAAGGCGCAGCCCGUCUCAAGAGACUCACAUUAUUAAUCAGAAGGGCAAAUGGCCAGGGGGAAUUACUUAUCAAACGUACGAAAACGGAUCUGUUGCGGACUAUGACAGCAUUUCCAGUGGAGAGGAACCGUAUAUUGUUGAAACGCCCGGGGACUUCGGUAAACUUCAGUUCUUGCUUGAAUACAAUAAGGAUGAAGACGUUCUAAUUAUUGGUCUUGUUCAGGCGAAGGGCAUCAUUUGUAAAACGAACAUACAGACAGCGUACGUCCAUCCUGUUAUUCAGCUCUGUAAAGGAGAGAAGACUUUGGGAGAAAGAGAAAUUGAAAAACAAAAAAUGACGUUUGAACCACAAUGGAACGAAGAGGUGUUGUUUUCGCUGGACGGGAACCCAAUCGAUACAAUUUCUUUUUCCAUUCGACUGAUCGAACUGGAUUCAUAUUCAAACUCGCAUGUGAUUGGCCAAGUGGAGCUUUCACUGAGCGAGGCUGAUUUUGGUGAACCGCAACCCAGAUGGUACGACAUCGCCGGCGAACAAAAGGUAAAAAAAAAAAGACCUAAAUAGUUAAUAUCAGAUCUGCAACGACCGAUGGACGGCAGAGUGAGAUCUGAGUACUAGAUAAGUAAAAAUCAAUAAGUGUCCUGCAAAUCGUAUAAAUUGACGUCGAUAGCUUCACUCGCGUGACCUGCAAAGCAGGCUUAUGUUUGGCGGGCGAGAGCCAUCUUCGGUGGCGAUUUCAACAUGGAAGUAACGGGUGCAGAGCAUACGCGGAAUCUGAGAAAGUGCCUGCAAUGAAGUGUAACACUCUCGUUGACUCACAAAGGGCGCUCCUGUGCAAGUACAAUCUUCACUAAGGGGAGGGUAGGAGGUUAUUGUACUGUUUACUGUGCUUAACUACUGGCUAAGUGAGUAAAAACAAUAGACCCGCUAUCGUAUGGAGAACUUCACGAUGACGAUCUAAACUAGAUUCAAUUAUUUUCCUAAUCGUUUGUUAUGUUAUUGUUUGUUUUUAUUUUUCUCCCAGUUACCAAGUCAUGAGUACGUUGGUGAGUUGCUCCUUUCAUUAAACUACUUCCCCACCACCCAGCGACUGACGAUCGUAGUUCUGAAGGCAAGAAACCUAAAGAUUGACACCAAAUCUGGAUUAUGGGGUGAGUUUGCAGUAAUCAGGGAUCUAUUUGACAAUAAAUAUGUGGUACUGUAUUGCAUGAGACUUGAAGGUAACAACCGGCUGAUUUUAGCUUGUGGAUACUUUUUAUCUCGGUCUUUCUGGAUAUGCCAACCAAUCCCAUAAUUUCACCAAUUUAGUUUUUGUGACGUCAACUUUUCUCUUCUCUAUAGCACGACUAUUUUUUCUCUUUUCCAGGCCCAACAGUUAAGGUAUUUCUCAUGUUAAACAAAACAAGACUGGGAAGAAAGCGAACAGCCAUGCAAAAAAAGACUGUUAACCCAGUUUACAAUGAAGCAUUCACAUUCAAGGUUACCUCGGAAACGUUGUCCAAAGUUACAUUCAAGGUUCUUGUAGUGAACAAACAUUCCCAGGGUUCUGAUCAAAUGGUCGGUCACGUGUUUCUUGGACAGCAAGUAACCGGAAGUGGGUUUGCACACUGGAAUCACAUGUUAGCCUCGUUGCGAAGACCGAUCGCCAUGUGGCAUCCCCUACUUCCUGGCAUGUAAAACCGUGCUGUGCACGUGAUUUGAACCAAAACAUAUUUAUUCCAGUUAAGGGGAGUUAAUUUAUUUCCGGCCUAGCUAAUCGAACGCAAUCGAACUGUAAUCGUUCGAUUGACUUCGAUUGGGUUCGGUAAUCGAACUUAAUGGAACUGACCCCAAAAUUUUGCCAAUUGAACAUAAAACAAGUUUCAUCUGGUUUCAAACAAGGCGUUGCGUGUAAAUAAGUUACGUAUUGGCUUCAAUUUCAAAGACAAGUAUGCAAAGCUGUCACAGAGGGCGGGAAACCUGAAAUUAACAAUUCUCGAAGAGAGUGCUCUUUUGCCGUUUUUGUCGGUGAAAAGUUAAGGGGGAGAUAGGGGUCCAGCUCUGAAGGUAACUGAGGAAACUCGGACAUUUGCAAUGUGACCUGGUGCCCGUGCUUUAGCCACUAACCGACAAAGUUAAAGAGUAAGUCUUAUGCCCGUUAUCGUUAAUUGUGAAUUCAUCGAUUUUGAAUCACUUUAAUUUAACAAUUAGAUUUUAGUUAAUUCCCGGUUGAUUGAAAUAUUAUUGUUUUCAAACUGAUUCGCAUACAUACUAGAGGGAGAUCUUUCCGAUUCAAUUGAAACUGGAUGCGUUUUGUCUUUCUGCCGAACAAAAUGGAACUAAUCGCGUCGAUUGAGUUCGAUUGGUUCGAUUGAGUUUGGUAAUCCAACUCCCCGAAAAGUUACAGUUCAAUUAUGUUCGAUUACAGAACCAAUCGAACGACAAUCCGACCGACUGGGUUCGAUUGAUUUUUGGUUCGGUUUCGCUCGACUAGCUAGGCCGGGUUUAUUAAAUUGGUGUUAUGUUUAUCCAUUGAUAACAGCGAAGUCGUAAAUAAAACAAAGAAACUACAGGCAUUAACUUGCAAUUUAAAGUUAGCAAAAGGGAAGAUUUAAGGUCUUUUAGAUAUUGUUAUGUUGCAAGUAGAGUAAAUAGUUUAAUUAGUUCCCAAUCUCGUAACACCAAACGCCUUAACACCCGCCAUUUUUUUUCAGUGUAGCAUAACUAGCUGUUUCAACAUUUGUUUUCAAAACCUCUUCACCUCUUACAAUAUUAUGAGAUUUGGAGACACACUCAAAAUACUUCCCAGAGUCAAAUCUCGGUUGAUAAAACCCACGUUUUCUUGAAACCUUUUAUGUAACACAGGACGAAAGUUUCCGUGCUAGAGUAAUUGGGUUUCUUUUUUUAGCGAAACUGUCUUCAUAAAUUCAUAUGAAAAUAUUCAUUGUACGACUUAAAAAACUUUCCUUGCGAUCUCUCCAUUGUUCCCAAACAUGGUUUUCCAUCAUUUUGGCCUAAAAAAUUGAGCCUAAAAACUCAGUCCUGUUCCUUUAAUUUAAAGACACGUAUCACCAUGACUACAUUCACUGAAUUCGUUAGCUGGAGAAAACAGCCGACAUUCCGCCAUGCCACCACUGGUUUUCCCGCGAAAUGACGUCUAAGAGACGAGCGCAGAAUUCCAUACUGAUGAACCGACACUACGUAGAUCUGGGUAGUGCUUCUGAUUGCCUGAAAUUUGCUUCAACCAAUCAGAAAUACUACCCAGAUCUGGUUAAUGCGCGUCAUCAGUAUGCAAUUUCUGCGCUCGUUUCUCAGACGUUAUUUCGCGGGAAAACCAGUGGUGACAUGGCAAAAUGUCGGCUGUUUUUUCAGGCUAUGAUUUCGUACGUGUUGUCUUCAUGAAUUAUUUUUUUAUGGAAAAAUGACGUAAUAGCAACUUCCAUUACCAUUGUUUUUAAUUUAAUCAUUAGAAUAGGAGCUAGUAAGUAUAUAUUAUCUGGGUGAUAAUAAGGAGAGCCCUGGCGGCUAAAUGAGGGAGGGGAGAAAAAAAAAAAGAGUUUCGUAAAAGCUUUAAAACACUUUGCGGUCAGUCGAUCCUGAACGCAGUUUGGACUCACGAUUGUGCUUGGUGAGUUUGCUUAACCCUUUCACUCAAGAGUUAAUGAUAAAGUCUUAGUAUAUGGUGGUUCAAUCUAAGAGACUGUUUACGUACCCUGCGAACAGCAGACGCAUUUCCGGUCGUCGCUUCUCUCGGAGGGGGAGAAGCGACGACCGGAAAUAAGUCUGCUGUUCGCAGGCUACUGUUUACGUGCAGGGAGGAAGAUCCUAGCACCAGGAACAUCCUCGUAGGUGGAUCAUCCUAGCGUCAUAUGUUUCUGUAUUCACUUUAUAUGCAAAAAGUUGUACUUGUCCCUAACGCUAGGAUCUUCGUAGCUGAGAGGUAGGAAGAUCCUAGCAGGAGGAACCUCGUGACAACAUGUACACUGCUUUCGCUAGGAAGAUCCCAGUACUAGGGACAACCCACACAAAAAUGGCGGCGCGUUCAGCGGGUAAUCUUUCAUCUCAUCGUUAACCCAACGAAAAGUUGUUCUUUUGAGGGUCUUAAUCCCUACAUGUAAACAGCCUCUACCUUUCAUGUCUGUUGACAAAAUCCUACGGUAUUUAGACGAAACCACUCUGACAGUACUUGUACAUAGUAUUAUUUGUUUUUCAGGGUUUUAUGAAACGAAAUUUGGAAUCAGUUUUGUCCACCUCUCACUUUGGCUUCUCCUGUGAGUGAUUGGGUUAAGCACGGUGCGAAUUAGAAGUAAAAUGUAAAUAAGACGAGAAGACAUUGAGGAGCCUUGUAUCAAGGCUAAAUGAAUAAGGGAUUUAUACACUUAUCAAGAAAUGUUUAAACCUCUCUUAUCCACCCCUGAAGUAAAGAACAAAAAACUACGGUGAAUAGAGUAAGUAAUUGAUGAGAUUAUAAAUUCUGUAAGACGGAGUAAAUUAUUUUGAUGUCUUGUAAAGACAUAAUACAGAGUCUUAAGCAAAGCAAUAAAAGCUUUUACACCAACAUAAUGGCAUCUGUUGUGACCCAAAUCAUAAACAUGUUUCUAAUGUUC
This is a messenger RNA of Porites lobata, 7523 nucleotides long. The record is from the annotation of a GenBank genome assembly. NCBI's taxonomy places the organism in Eukaryota, Metazoa, Cnidaria, Anthozoa, Scleractinia, Poritidae.